CACUCUGUCUCUACACGGCACGCUGAGGUCUCUGUGUAUAAUACUCGCCCUGCCCCCCCUCCUCUCUGCACUUAAGCUGAGAGAAAAACACUUCAAACACCUUCUUAUCAGCAAAAUAAGAGACGUGCCAUGAGGCCACUCCCCUACCAGCCCCCACUAAUCUCCUUUCUAUACCAGAACAGCUAGGAUACCGAGGCGUGGUUUAUCCUCGUCACUUGGUGCCGUUUCCAAGCAACCACUACAGCUUCCCUAGCUCUCUAUGCUUUGUAAAGGCGACAAGGCCCGAAGGAAUAAAAUAAGGCCACGGCUGGUUAGAUAGCUAGCGCAAAUUGGUGAGAAAAAAGAAACAUCGCUAGAAGGAAUCGUCCCUCACUGUUUAUGAAAAGAAUGGAUGAUGAGGAUGAAGAAUUUGGCACUACAUUAGCAUACACCAAAAGCCCUAAAACAGCAAAAAGGACUUCUUUCCAGGAUGAAUUAAAAAAAGCAAUCAAUGCACGUGUUUCAAGACAACAAGCAAUAGAAGAUCAUGAAGAUUCAGAAUACUCAGAGGAGUUUGACAGUGACGAUGAUAGCCUAGAUGAUUCAUUUGAAGAAAAAAAUGAAACCAAAUCCAGAUUUCAGAAGGCACUUCAUAAUUUUGAUUUCUCUGAUGAAGAGGAAGAUAAGCCACAGAAGACAUUAUUUCUAAAGAGUAAAACCCAGUCAGAGAAAGUUAAAAAAGAAAUAGACAACAAUAGAAUUUCAGAGAAUAAAAACUCUGUAAAUGCACUGCUGAAAUCAUCACUGUCACAAGAUGGACUUAAAGACAAGGAAAGAGCAGAUGAAAUAGAUGUAAAGCCAACUCCAAAGCCAAGGGAAACAAGGAUUAAAUCAAACAUUCCAGAAAAUACAGAAAUGAUGGCCGCAUCAGUUGAAUCAAACAGACCAAUACCGCAAAAGCGAAACCUUCCAAGAAAAAGCAGCCACACAGUUUUCGGACUUUCUGGUCAAGAAGAGGAAAUAGACAAAAAAACUGCUCCCUUUUCUGCUCCUUCUUCUUUUAUAAGACUAAAUGAAACAUUUCCUGCUGAUGAAAUACGAAUAUCUUCUGUAGGGGAUAGUCCAGAGACAUAUAAGAUCUCAAAGCCGCCUUCACCAGAUUUACUAUAUAAAUUCCUCCCAAGGUCUAAUGGCGAAAAAAGUGUCUUCACAGAUGAGUCCCACAUUGAAUUAGAAGCUCUCCCGGUAGAAGGAAAUUCUGCUUUGAACAGCCACGGUAGAGGAAGGAAAUCUCCCUCAGUUCUGGAUAUGAUGCUGGCAUCUGUAAAUGAAAAGUCCCUACAAGAAGAGAACGAAGAUCACCUCCAAUAUACAAAUGAAGCAGGCUCAAAGAAUGAGCAAAUGUUACAUACAAUAGAACUAUCACAAGAACACAACAAUCAACAAACCAAGGGCAAAAUGAAUGAAAGCAAAAAGGAAGAACAUUUAGAGAAAGUUAGAUGCCCAUCAAGCAGGUCGUUAAAUUCUCUUCAAACAAUGAAGAGCUGUGCAAAGUUAAAUGCAACCAAGUCCCUCAAAUCUGCUAACUCCCGUUACCUGGGGACCCUUACAGUAUUGGAUAAGUCGGUAAAGGAAAGUGGUGGUGACAUUGAAGCGGCAGAUGCAUUACGAGCUACUGUUUAUCAGAAUUGGCUGCAAAAGAAAAAAAUGUUUUUUCAUGAUCUUCAUAAAAUGAAGAAUUCUGAAGUAGAAGAAGAAAAGGAAAAGCACCAAAAGCAGGAGAUUGCCAAGAAAGAGGAAGCAAAAGCAGCAUUUGAGGCAUGGAAAUCUGAGAAAACACUGGAUAUUCGAAAAAAUCUAAUGAAACUUAAAGAGGAAGAUCAAAAGAAGUUGGAAGAAAUUAGAGAUAUUGCACAAAAAAAGCAAGAGUCAAAACAGGCGUUUGAAAAAUGGAAGGAGCAUAAGGAUGUUCGGUUGAAAGAAAAAUCACUGAAGCAAAAGCAGACUGAAAAAGAAAAGAAAAAUAAAGAGCAGAAAGAAAUCUGGGAAAAGAAGAACGAUACUAUAACCGCUAUCAAUUCAUGGAACGAGAAAAAGAAACAUGUACUGAAAGAGAAACAAAAAGAAAAAAAGUAUGAAAAAGUAAAGGAGGAACACAAACAUUCUGAAAAAGUGGAACAAGAGAAGAAAGCAGUGGAAAUGUAUGAACAAUGGCUGGAGAGAAAAGAAAGAAGAGAAAGGAUUGAAAAGAAACAAAGGAGGCUUCAGAUUGCAUUAGAUAAGGACCCACCACCUCCAUGGAGUCCUCCCGGCAAAACCAUUCCCUCAACAAAAUGAUUGGAAAUAUGAAUGUCACAUCUAGAUCAGUUGAUCCUAAAACAUAAUUAUUUUACAUUUUUGGGCUUGUUCUUUAUGGAGUCACACAAAAGACAUUCACAAAAUGAGGAUUUGAAAUGAAUUCAGCACCACGGCGCAAUAACUUACUGUGCUUUUGCUACUGCUUGAAUAUAGAAAAUGAUGUUUGUUCUCUUUUUGAUUGUCUGCAACAGCUGAGUACUAUUCAGAACUGCAUUUGUCCUUUUAGCCUAAACACCUGCAUUUCUACUGAAAAAAAGAGAUCGAAGCAUAUUUCUAAAGGUUAACUGCACUUAAGCAUCCUGCACAAUUUUUUUCCUUUCAUGCUGUUCUUCAUGUUUAUAUUUGAAUCAUAAAUACUCAGCAGGUAUUCCAUAAUUGCAGUUGAAGAGCAAACAGUUGGCCAGAAUGAAGUGUUUUUAGCAAGUUCUCAAACACUUUUAAUUGCCAGAAUUGUAAUAACUAUUUCUAACCCUUCUAUGCAUAUUUCAUGGUUACUUGUGUGACAGACAAAGGGAGAUAUUUAUCAAAGGUUGAGUUUUGGAAGUUUGCUAGGUUCACAAAUCGAAUGUUUUGAUUUAUGCAAAAACAUAUUGUUAUUUCUACUUUUUAUUACUCAUCUUUCUAUUCAAGCCCUCUCCUAUUCCAGUAUCUUGUUCGAUGCAUGGUUGCUAGGGUAAUUUGGACCCUAGCAAUCAGAUUUCUAAAAUUGCAAACUGGAGAGCUGCUGAAUAAAAAGCUAAAUAACUCAAAAAGCACAAAAAAUGUAAACCAAUUGUACAUUUUAUCAGAAUAUCACUCUUUACAUCAUACUAACAGUUAACUCAAAGGUGAACAACCCCUUUAAGGGAUGAGCAUGUUGCAGAAUAAACAUGAAAUUGUCUGGUUUUCUAUGAAAAAUAUAAUUUUUUAUAAACAAUAAAUUUGCCAAAGCUUUUCAGACCUCUGUCAUAGGCUCAUAGUGUACAUGUGGGAGAACCUAUCGUGUUCUUUAAAUAGAAAGAAGAUAUUGAAAAUGGAAAGGGAAAAAUAGACAACAUGUUUUGGGAGUUUUACAAGUGGUGAGCUUAGUGCUCAUUCAGGCAGCGGUUCCUCUCCCAGUCUGGCUGUAGGUGGGGGGUGACUACUGUAUAUGCCUGUCCCCCGCCUGCCCUUCACAGACAAACGCAGACAAUGUAAUAUGGAACUGUUUAAAGAAAAUCAAUCAUUUCUGCAAAGAGUUGGUUAGUGGGAUUUAGACAACUUCACCCCCCUCCCAUUAGACGUUAGAGACAGUGGAAGAUAACUGGUAACUGGUAAUAUAGGUAAAAGAACAAUAUAAGAUAUUUACUUAUCAAAUGUUGAAUUUUGGAGCUAUAUGAGCGUUUUUAAACCUCAAAUGAACUCAUGACUCGAAUGGUUUCUAAUUUAAGCAAAAACUGGAAUGGAAAAAACUGGAAUCAGCAAGUUCGGGGAAUCGGCAAGUUCGGGGUUAAUGACCCGAAAACUCAAAUUGAUCAAGUUUUCAGCAGUAAAAAACUGGAAUCGCUCAAAUUGAUCGAGUUUUUGGCAGUAAAAAAAUGGAAUCAGUCAAAUUGAUCGAGUUUUCAAGCAUCGUGAAGGCUAUUAACAUCUUCAAAUGGUUCUGCCAUUGACUCCUAAAUGACCUUGACAGGUUUUAGAUGGUGUAUUUUCAGAAUCUACCGUUUUCCAGGGUUUUCCUUGACCUUUGAUAAAUAACUCCCUUAAAAUCUGUUUAUUAGAAAUGUUAUGUUGGUCCUCUCAUAAUUACAGGAGAAUUACAGUUUUGUUCAGCAAAUGAAGGUUUUCUGAGAUUAUAUCAAGCCAUUUCCUUAGUAUUCAUAUCACAAAGCAAGAUAUGAAGUGCACUUAUUAUUAUUUGUCCUAUUAAUGGCUAUUCGUACGUUUUUAGGUAGGCAUUUAUACUGUAUAUAUAUAUUCAUAUUUAGGUUAAAUAGUAGUCUAGCACGUUGUACAUUUACUCUUAACCAAAGUAGUUCUGGAAUUGCCACGGCAUAACACAGAUAAAUUAAAACAGAUUGCAGUGCUCUUCACAGGCCCGGAUUUGUCGAAAGGCCACCAAGGCCCAGGCCUAGGGCGCAGGAUUGUAGGGGGAGGCAUGCUGCCCAACCACACCCACAUUGGUUCCAAAACACUGGGGAUUCGCUGGAGAUAUAAUCGUUUUUUAAAUUCCCAUGCACCAAUCCCCAUUGCUCUGGUCUAGAUGAUGAAAAAUUGCACGAAUAAAGGGGAGGGGACGGGGCAAUGAACAGCAAUGGGCCUAGAGGCGCUCACUAUGUAAAUCCAGCCCUGGCUCUUCAGUGAUAGAUACGUAGACACAACCUGAGAAUUCAGAAGUUAAAAGCAGUGUAACUAUUUUACAUAUCAGCUGUGUCUUUAAAAGCUCCCCUAAGGCACAUUCAAGAUCUAUUGACAUUAUUAAAUCAGGGACACGUCUUAAUACAUUCAAGUUGCAGAGUUUCACCGAUUGCAGAGGGAUUUAAUGGAGUCGUCGUAGCCUUUCUAGCAGCAUUUUCUACCAUUUCCCUAGUAUUUCACAAGAUCGAUGUAAUUCAGCUGCAUUGCCUCCUCAGUGUUGUCCUCUGCACCCGGUGAUUUUACACCAAUGGCCCCUGAGAAGAGGGAUCU
Molecule: messenger RNA, 4983 nt
Organism: Xenopus laevis (African clawed frog)
Lineage: Eukaryota; Metazoa; Chordata; Amphibia; Anura; Pipidae
Gene: map9.L
Product: microtubule associated protein 9 L homeolog
Exons: 14
Coding region: 379-2316 (645 amino acids)
Biological process (GO): mitotic spindle assembly; regulation of mitotic cytokinesis; spindle assembly
Cellular component (GO): astral microtubule
Molecular function (GO): microtubule binding
Source: RefSeq, a predicted model, not a curated record